Messenger RNA from Ilex paraguariensis (yerba mate), 2483 nucleotides. The record is from the annotation of a GenBank genome assembly. Lineage: Eukaryota; Viridiplantae; Streptophyta; Magnoliopsida; Aquifoliales; Aquifoliaceae.
CCACUCACUCUACUUUGCUCUCUCUUGGAAGCCAUAACUUGCUAAAGAAGAAUAUGAAUUUGAUGUGCCAUUCGAAGCUUCAAUAUGUUCCUUCUAAGAUAUAUAAGCCACUUCACAUUUCACGCUCUUCCUCACUUCGAUUUCAAUCUUCUCGUUCUGCUUUCAAGCCGCAAUUCGCCGUGAAGAAAAUUAGGGUUCGCUCGGAGUUCGAUGCUAAAGUGAAUGGCGUUCUCUCGGCUGAUUCAGAUCCUCGUUUUCUUGACCGGAACACAGUUCAACGGAUUGCUGGGGUAGAAAGGAAAUGGGUGCCAAUAUUGCUCGGUGGAAUAUCAAUAGGGUUCUGUCAAUAUGUUUCAGCUAUGGCCCUACUACAUGGAGAUAUGGAUAUGAGAAGCUUUUUGACGUUUCAAAAAGUUCUGUUCAGUUUAUUUUGAUGAAAAACUUUCCAUUCAUGGCGUGUGUAGUGAUGGGUUCUGUUGUACUGCAAUUGACACCAUGUUGAUUGAUGUAUGGAACUAUUCCUAACUGUCAUUAACAUAUUGGUUCCCUUGAGUCCUGCGGAGGAUUCUUACAAAUUAUUAAUUCAUCACAUAUGUUUUAGGAAUUUUAAAAGUUUUGAAUAGGAGAUAGAAAUGAAGUGCUAACUAUAUGAAGUUCACCUUAGGAGCGUUAUCUAAUAAGUUGACAGAUGAAUUUUGCUGAGGGGGUGCAUUUAUGGUGAUUGGUGCUGUCUGUGGUGCUCUUCUAAGUCACCAAAAAUUGCAGGCAACGUGGCUUGAAAGGGAUACAAUAGUUUCAUGUUAGUGAUGCCAUCAACUUGAUAAGCUAUGCUUGUGUCAUCCAAGAAUAUGAUUUUAUCUUGCGAUUCUUUUUCCGAGUAUCUGGAUCUAAAUGGUUAUGUCAUUUUCCUCUGGCUACAAAACUUUUGCCUUGAAGUGCAAUAACUUCAAAUCAUCUGGUGGAUUCCAAAUGACAAACAUCGUUAGUGCUCACAACUGAUUUAAACAUUGUUAUUAUCUUUUUCAUUUCAGCAAAAAGCACUGGAAGUGGCAAUGAAUGACAUAAAUAACUCAUUCGGGAAAGGAAGUGUUACAAGAUUGGGCAGUGCUGGUGGAGCUCUGGUUGAAACUUUUCCAAGCGGCUGUUUGACAUUAGACAUUGCUUUAGGUGGCGGCCUUCCUAAAGGGAGAAUUGUAGAGAUCUAUGGGCCAGAAAGUAGUGGAAAGACCACCAUAGCACUCCAUGCAAUUGCAGAAGUGCAGAAGGAAGGAGGCAAUGCCAUGCUCGUUGACGCUGAGCAUGCUUUUGAUCCGGCAUAUUCAAAAGCAUUGGGAGUUGAUGUAGAAAAUUUGAUUGUGUGCCAACCUGAUAAUGGGGAGAUGGCACUAGAGAUUGCAGAUCGUAUGUGUAGAUCUGGUGCCGUUGAUCUCAUUUGUGUCGACUCUGUCUCAGCUCUUACUCCACGUGCUGAGAUUGAAGGAGAAAUCGGGAUGCAGCAAAUAGGUUUACAGGCACGACUUAUGAGCCAAGCUUUGCGUAAAAUGUCAGGCAAUGCCUCCAAAGCUGGUUGUACUCUUAUUUUUCUAAAUCAAAUACGGUACAAGAUUGGUGUAUACUACGGAAAUCCUGAAGUCACCAGUGGAGGGAUUGCUUUGAAGUUUUUUGCGUCAGUUCGACUUGAGAUACGUCCCAUAGGGAAGAUAAAGUCUGUUAAAGGAGACGAAGACAUUGGGCUUAGGGUUCGUGUAAGAGUUCAAAAGAGUAAGGUGUCAAGGCCGUACAAGCAAGCUGAGUUUGAAAUCAUAUUUGGAGAAGGAGUGAGCAAGCUGGGUUGCAUUUUGGAUUGUGCUGAGAUUAUGGGUGUUGUAUUGAAGAAGGGCUCUUGGUACAGCUAUGGAGAUCAUAGGUUGGGCCAAGGAAGAGACAAAACACUACAGUUCUUGAGAGAAAACCCUCUACUGUAUGAAGAAAUAGAAAAGAAUGUUCGGUCCACAAUGGUAGAAGGAAUUGGACAAGUAGGCACUUCUUCCUUUGGGAACUCACUGCCGCAACAGCAAGAUGAAGAUAUUCUUGAAGAAAUAUGAUAUGAUUGAAAAGUUUUGUCAUUGCUUGGCUAUCAGACUGGGAUGGAGGCAGAGGUCAAUACACAAGGUGAAAAAGAAACAUGAGGAACAUAAUCCUCUCUAGGUUAAUUGAAAUAUAAUGAAUUGGCAUCAUUCAUCCUCCAUCUUGGUCUCAGGGGGAGACCCAGUUUUGUUAAUGCUAUGUGCUGGAGUAAUGGUAGUGGCAAUUCAAUUUGGCACGCAUUUUGUUCUGUAUUUGUGGACCAUGCAGCGGAUGGGUUCAGAUAGGAAAGAAAAGGGGGUGGAGUUAGAUGUCAGGGGACUAAUGGGAGGGUGGCUGUGUAAGCUCUGUAACAAACUGAGUACUUGUGAAUUGUGAUAUUCAAUAAACUUUGUCGUCAUACUUAAUUUUAAGAAUAC